UCUGUAUUAACGGGAUGCUGGUGCUCCGUGUUGGCGGGAUGCGGGUGUUCCGUGGGCCGGGAGCGCCACCCUCCCGUCCCAGGCUUCUGUGUAACACUGAACUUGCAUGGCUAUUAUGGCUUCUGAGGUUUCAACCAAACAUUCAGAUGUCUGUCAGGGAAGAGCUUCCUCCGGGAAGCUGAGAACCACAGCAAGUGCCGGUGCUCUGCACUGGAUCCAAGCACCUGCUUUAUGUCUGCAGAUCCCUCACGACCUGUUGCCUUGGGUCUGGGGCUCAGAUCUCUCUCGCAGGCUCCUAUUUCCAGCCAUCCUGGGGUGCAGGAAGAAACCCUGGAAGGUUUGUGGCCAGGCUAGGAAUAGAGACAAACACUGAUACAGCAUCCCGGUUAUUUAUUCACGACCUAUUUGGCUGAGUGAGAGACACUGUGUGCAGCUCUAGCAGCCUGAAAGGAGUCUUGGGAGUUCAUGGGGUCUAACAGAGAUGAUAGGAGGGAUUGCUGUGUGCUGUAAUGCAAAGUGCACGAGGUGGGUGGGUGGUGAUGCAGCCAGGAAGUCUGGGAGGUCGCUAUUCAAUGCAGAUGUAGAGAGACUGGCUAGUUUGCCAGCCAAACUGGGGGCAGAGACUUCAAGGACAGAAAGAAUUUCAGUUAGAUUUUUUUUUUUAAUGUGCAGAUGAAAGAAGCCAGAACUUCAGCUAAUCAAACAGCAGAUUACGCAGCAGAACCAGGAAUUGUGGGUGGGAAAUAAGCUGCAAGGUGGAAGGGCUUACCAAAAUGUGCAGGGGUCUAAAUAUGCAGGCCCAUAAGUUUGUCCUGGGAUGAAGCAGGCUGGGAAGGAAUUCCAGUGGCCACUCUGCUGGCUCUGUGAACAGUGAUGGAGGCUGGCACCCACAAGCUGGUAAACAGAAUCCUAUGAGGCCCACUUCUGGUGGUGCAGAACACCUGGGCUCCUCUGACCCCACGCCUCUCACUCCCUAGCAGCUGGCAACCUAUACUUCGAGCCUUAUCUAGUUGCUUUUGUGUGGACAGAGAUUUUCCUACCUAUCACAGCCAUGAACUUCCUCCGGAGGCGUCUGUCUGACAGCAGCUUUGUGGCCAACCUACCCAAUGGCUAUAUGCCAGACCUGCAGCGCCCAGAGACCUCCAGUAGCUCCCCAGCAUCCCCAGCCACAGAGAGGAGGCACCCCCAGCCCCUGGCUGCCUCCUUCUCUUCUCCAGGAUCCAGCCUAUUCAGCUCCUUCUCCAGUGCCAUGAAACAGACACCACAAGCGCCCUCAGGGCUGAUGGAACCACCAACUCCUGUCACACCCAUGGUUCAGAAACCCAGGAUCUUAUUAGUGAUCGAUGAUGCCCACACAGACUGGUCAAAAUAUUUUCAUGGGAAGAAAGUGAAUGGCGACACUGAGAUCCAAGUGGAACAGGCUGAGUUUUCUGAGCUAAACCUGGCAGCUUAUGUCACCGGAGGCUGUAUGGUGGACAUGCAAGUUGUGAGAAAUGGCACCAAAAUUGUGCGGUCCUUCAAACCGGACUUCAUCCUGGUCCGACAACAUGCCUACAGCAUGGCUCUGGCUGAAGACUACCGCAGCCUGGUCAUCGGCCUCCAGUAUGGAGGGCUUCCGGCUGUCAACUCUCUAUACUCUGUAUACAACUUCUGCAGCAAGCCCUGGGUGUUCUCUCAGCUCAUUAAGAUCUUCCAUUCCUUGGGUCCUGAGAAGUUUCCACUAGUGGAGCAAACAUUUUUUCCCAACCACAAGCCAAUGCUCACAGCCCCACACUUCCCCGUGGUGAUCAAGCUGGGACAUGCCCAUGCUGGCAUGGGAAAGAUCAAAGUAGAAAACCAGCAUGACUACCAGGACAUCACCAGUGUGGUGGCCAUGGCCAAAACCUAUGCCACUACUGAGGCCUUUAUUGACUCCAAGUAUGACAUCCGCAUACAGAAGAUUGGAUCCAACUACAAGGCAUACAUGAGAACCUCCAUCUCUGGAAACUGGAAGGCCAAUACAGGUUCUGCCAUGCUGGAGCAGGUGGCCAUGACAGAAAGGUACAGGCUAUGGGUGGACAGCUGCUCAGAAAUGUUCGGCGGCCUAGACAUCUGUGCUGUCAAGGCUGUCCACAGCAAGGAUGGCAGAGAUUAUAUCAUCGAGGUCAUGGACAGUUCAAUGCCCCUGAUUGGAGAACAUGUGGAAGAGGACAAGCAGUUAAUGGCUGACCUUGUUGUCUCCAAGAUGAGCCAACUCCUGGUGCCAGGGGGCACAGUACCUUCACCCCUGAGACCUUGGGGUCCACAGACUAAACCUGCAAAAUCUCCAGGACAAGGCCAGCUGGGACCUCAACUAGGACAGCCACAGCCAAGGCCACCUCCACAAGGGGCCCCUCAUCAGGCUCAGUCUCCUCAGCCUCCCAGAUCUAGAAGUCCAUCCCAACAGAGGCUCUCUCCACAAGGCCAGCAGCCUGUGAGCCCCCAGUCAGGAUCUCCACAGCAGCAAAGGUCACCAGGCUCUCCACAGCUAUCCAGGGCAUCUGGUAGCAACUCUCCAAACCAGGCCUCCAAGCCAAGUGCCAUCCUCAGCUCUCAUCCCCGGCCACCUGUGCAGGGCCGCAGUACCUCCCAGCAGGGUGAGGAGCCCCAAAAACCAGUAUCACCUCACCCGCACCUCAACAAAUCUCAGUCCCUGACUAACAGCCUCAGCACAUCUGAUGCCUCCCAUCGAGGGACCCCAAGUGAAGAUGAGGCCAAGGCUGAGACCAUCCGCAACCUGAGGAAGUCUUUUGCCAGCCUCUUCUCUGACUAGCAACAGCCCAGGCUGGAGGGCAGGAGGCGGGAAGACUCAAUGACUAGAGCCUUUCUCUGAUUCUCUCUUUCUUAGCCUUGCUUCCUGGUGGAAACAUGCUUCCUGACCCAGGAACUGGUGAUCUACAUGCAUUCCCGUCUCCUUUACCAUGACAUUCCAUUGCCGUCUGACUGAAUAGUAGCCUCAAGGCCCUUAGGUUCCUCAACACAGGCCUUCUAGACAGACAAGGCACUACUACACCCACCAUAUGCUUGCUCCCCUGCCACUGGUACCAAGUGAGAUGUCUGUGUGGCUUGUUUUUGCAUUCUUAUUUAUAUUUUUCUCGCCUUUAGGUGGCGGUCCCCUUCUAGGCCUUGACUUACCUCCAUUAAAUGCAUACAUUGUAGUCAGACCUCAGCAACACAAGAGGCAAUAUGUUUUAAUGGUGUUUUUGUAAACAAAAAUAGGAAAGCCCAACCGGGAGCCUACUACUCAUCCAACAGCAAGCUGGUGGGCGCAGGCUGACAAAGGCCCCAUCACAGCUGGCCCUCAUAGACACCUUGAUGUCAAUAGAACGAAGCUAGAUCCUGUGCAACAAGUGGGGCUAGAAGAGAACAGAGGGAACCCACAUAAUGCCACCUCUGCCUAGAGCCAACAGCAGGAAUCCAGAGGAAAGAGCUUAUGUUCCCUGGGGAGAGCUUCAUAGGAGGACGGUGCCUCUCUGUCCUCACACUGACUUCACAGAGAAUCUGUUCUUUUUCCUCCUUAAAGGUGGAUAGAUAAGCUCCCUGUCGCAGGAUCAGAAGACACAGUGAUGAAUUCUGAUUCAGCAUUUUAUCUGCUCUGAAAAAAGAGUCAAGAACGCCACUCAAUUUACAGAGUCUCCUUGUGGGACAGCCUUCAAAAACAGUGCACAUAUUUUUCUUCGGGAGACAAUGAAGCCUUUUGUAAUGUCUUCCAGAAAGUUUCACUCCAACCUUGUUUCAGCCUACCCAUGGUGACUAAGAUGGUUUGCUGCAUGGCUAGGCAAAAUGGUCCCAAUUCCCUUUCCAGUGCUCUUCCCCUUGUAUCAGACUGCCUCCUAGGUUCACAUCACCAAGCACCUGGUGUUAGAAACAUUCAGGUGCCAGAAGCAGCCUCCUAAUCCCAGAAGACCCAGGACAUCAGAAUAGCCAUGUUUCUCUGCACAGCCCCCUUAGCCACCCAAGGUGUGCCUUCCCUGCACUGUGUGAGGGAAAGAGGAGUUAUUAACUGAAGCAGCUUCUGUUUCUGUGGAAGUUCUGCAGAUUACUUGGUGAUCAUCUGAGGCCUCCUCAGGCCUCCGGGUACAGAGAAGCAGUCACUAUGUUUCUGGGGAGUUUGUUUUCUUAAAACAGUCUCACUCAUUCAGGCUGGCCUAGCACUUAUUGUGUAACCACACAAGUCUCAAAAGCUGAUUCUCCUGCUUUAUAAGCCUCCCAAGUGCUGAGAUUAUACUCAUGAAUCACCACACCCAACAAGCAUUUAUCACUUCUUGGUCCUCCCAGCCCAGACUGGAGUGGCAGAGACAGGGUAGAGAACCUCUCAUGCCUUGACUCACUUAGAACCCUGCAUUUCUGCAGAAUGCACCUUCAAGCUGCUUUCCAGCAGGGAUCAACUCAGCAUAAAAAGUGGUAGCUCUGGCUGCAGAGAUCCAGUUUGUCCUGAGGGUCAUCCUCUUCCUUCUUGCCUUGUCUUUCCCUCAUGGGACAGUCAAUACUGAGAGCAAGUUCACUAGAGUUAUUUCCAAAGCCCUAUUUGGCCUCUCUUUCCACAUCCUUAGUUUGGAAUGGUAGGUAGCAGCUGUGAUAUAAGAUUGUAACAUCAGGUAGGUAGAGUGACCACCAAGGCCACAAUUUGGAACUGGAAAUGCCAGCGUGUAGGCCAAAUAUGCUGUGCUGUGGAGUGAGUGAACUGCUGAAGGCCUAGUACCCCUCCCAGUAACAACAAAGCCCAAGCUCUUUUAUUCCUCUCUAAUUUUCAUGAAUUCAGUAUGUACGGGACAGUCCCUGGGGCAUACCUACAUCUCCCUCAUUUUGAUCAGCUGCCCUUCUAGCACAGAAUGCAGCUGGCAAAAGCUUCCAGAAUGUUUCUCGGGGGCAAUAUGGUGAGACACACGGCAAAACUGUCAGUGCAUUCUCCUAACCCUCCCCUUUCUCUGGUAAGAGAAGGUCUUGAGGCCAGCACCCCCCAUCCACGCUUUAGAUAGGUUAUCCAAAGGAAGAAAAAAGAUCAGUCUAUGAGUCCAAUGUUGCUUCCUCCUGCUCCUCCUCUGCUCUGACUUAGCCCUUGCACCUCUCUCUCAAAUGCACGCACGCACACACACACACAGUGCCUGGCUAAUGACCAGAAUGAACACAUUAAAAUAUAACAUCUUAAAACCUCAUUGUCAUAUUUCAGACUCUUUCUAGGGAGUCCCUCAUACUUGCCUCAGUAAGACUGCUUCGCCACCAGACCUUGAGAAGCCAGGACUCACUCAUGAGACACAUGUGGAGGGAAUCAGAACAACAGCCUCACAAGACUAAAGGGCUUAAAGGGCCUACCCAGGCCCUGACAAUAACAGCUCAAGUUACUCCUGUAGAAAGUUCUGACCCAGUCAGUAAGAUUCAGUCACAACACACACACAAAGACAGACAGACAGAGACAGACAAGCAGGCAGGCAGAGGAGGAACCUUGCAUUCUAGAAAAGGACGAGAGGCAAGGCAUAUACUGUUGGGAGUGACAUCAGAAAGCCAUGCUUUAGGUGGUUAAGAACAUGGGGAACCCUGUGGCAGCUGUCAUUCUACACCAGUCUCAACAUUAAAACACAGGCUCCCGACACAGUGGAGUGGUAACUGGCAGCAGAAGUUUCUCACAGUGUAGGCCAUGGCCCUGGACAGAACAAGUUAUAAAGGCUUAGGGAGCUUUGCUUCAGAUCACACAGGACUAUGAAGUUUUAGAGGGCUCAGAGCUGCAGCUGGAUCAGCCUCUGAAUGUUCUGGAGGUCUGCUAAAGUUGGGCUACCAUUCUGAAGCAGGGCAGGGAAAGAUAUGCUUCGAUCUCCAGCCCUGCUGGGGACCUGCCCCUUUGAUGGACAGAACUAAUGGCUCCAUAAAUGACCAUUUGGCCAUAAUGUUCUCACUUAGAUUCUUUCCCUAAAUAUAUCUCAGCAUUCAAUGACAUCCCUCCAGGAUCCCAACUACAGUAGCACAAAUGCCUUUCAAAAUCUAAAUCAGGCCAGGCAUCCUGAUUUUUAUAACCAUACAUGUCUAGGUCCAUGAUGUAACUCUAGACUGUAGCCAGCUCUUUUAAAUAAUUUCCAACUGGCCUGGAAAUGCAAACAGAGGCCAAAAGUAUAUACAGGUCCCAUGGAAACCACAUUUCUCUCCAAAUGAUUAUUUUCCCAUAGGCUAAGACAUGUUGCUCCCAAAACUUUAACCUUCAAUUGUGACAUUUACAGGUGGAAAAGGGCAAAAGGAAAGGGGGCAGGGGAGUCACUGCAAAUAGAUUCUGAAAGACUGUAUUGGGUUUUGCUAGCUUUUAUAACACUGACACACACAAUAGCAUUUCCCCUCCACGCUGACUUAGUGAUGCUGAGACACAACAAAGACCCAUUCAAUUAGUGCAUAAUAAAUAGGGACUUCCAAACACUUCCAAAAGAAACCUCAAAACAGCCAGAACAAGCUUCCACCAGACCUUCCCAUCAUUUGGAGAAGAUGAUGCUGGAUGAACUUUGGUUGGUGUGGAAUCAACUUAAUACCGGCAUCCAAUUCUUGUUCCUUAAUUCCCUGCUUCAUCCACUCCUAGCAUGCAGUUGCUUCUAUCCCCCAGGAAUAUGACAGUCCAUCACUCUCAAAAAAAAAAAAAAAAUCACUGAGAACUCCAUGAAGCUGAAUAGCCACUGCCUCCAGGUGAAUAGCUGUGAAAGAGGCACCAAGGAAGCAAGCUGGCUGAGCACCUGGGAUCUGGCACAGGCACUUGGAACAGCUGCUCAGUGGCAGUUAGGUAUUCAGGACUCUUUAGAUUACUCUCCUAGAAAGGAAACUAAUAAUGUGUAUGUGACAGAUUAAGAUUGGAGAAGGGAUAUUUCCCUAAGACUUCAGUUGAAGUUGCUUACCCGAAAUCAAACCUCAAACCACUAGAAAGAUCAGUAGAAAGAGAAAGUAGAAAAAUGCUUGAAACUGUUAUCAGUGACAAUUCCCGCCCCCCCAUCUUGUUUAACCCCCAAAGAUGUCCCCUGCACUGAACCUGGAAAGGAAGGGGAGCAGACAGGACGAAAUUGAGGCACUAACCCCUGGGGAACACACGCCUGGGGCACACAAUUUUCUGGAGGCCAGGGAGUUGCCAAGGUCAACAUGGGUCAGAGAAGGUGGCAGUGGGCGCUCCAGUACCAUGCCACUGACACUCAUUGCAAAGGCCCAGACCCAGGAAAGGAAGACCCAUGGCCUUCUACAUGAGCUCUGCAGGCUGUACCAAUUAAACAUAGCACCCCCAGACAGUGUGCACCAGAUCCCAGCAGCAGGCCAACCUCUUGGGCUUUGUUCAGCUUCAUGAAGGAGCUUGGUGGCUCAUUUUGUGUACUAAGAAGUGUUGAAUAGCUAGCUACAGUUUAAUCUCAGGAGCUGGUUAAGGCAACCUUGUACAUACAAGUGGUAACAUAAUUAUCACAGGGACGAGCCCAUUUUCUGCAAGAGCCUUUGCACAUUGUGUCUCUAGUUUAUCUCAGAGCCAAGCCGGACGAUACAACUGUUAAGGGCCAGAUGCUGUCCUCAACCCGGGUAGCUGAUUAUAGUAAAUUGUUUAAUAUUUAGACUUUAAUAGGAGGCACGACUUCAGGCUUGAUUGAAACCAAAUGGGAAGGCUGGGUGAAAAGCAAGCCAAAUUGGUCCACAAAACACAAGCCCAGACUGAUACAACAUGCACAGGCAGGUUUCAUAUUCAGAUCUAACUGGCAGACAAAGAAGAAAAAAACCCCAUAGCUAUUAAUGGAGUCUCCAGAAGUGAGUUAACACUUUUUAGACCCAACACUUUUACUUUGGAAUAUGAGAAACAAGCAUUACAACUCACUUGGGAUUCCCAGUCAUGAAAACAACAAGUCAGCAUCUUUAGGGGCUGGAGAGAUAGUCCAGUUAGUUAACUGUUCGCAGUACAAGGACAAGGACCUGCAUGCAGUUAUCAGAACCAAUGUUGAAAAGCUGGGCAUGGUGAGGAGCACUUGUAAUCUCAACACUGGGGACACAGAGAGGUAGGGCCUAAAGGCUCAAUUGCUAGUCAGCCUAUCAGCGUUCCUCCAGGCCAAGUGAGGCAAAUGUGUCCACACAUCUUUACAUGACUUGCCUAGCACACUGCAAUACCCUUAUCCAUACAGUUUUUCCAAAGCAUUGCCAGCAGUAAGGCACUGCAGAGCACCUGCCCAGCUCUUCUGCAAGGCUCAAAUAGGCAGAUAGAAAGAAAACAGGCCUUGGAACCAACUCUGAACAGAAGAAAAAGGAGGACUCUCCAACUCGACCCAUUAAGAAUUAUGGAGAUAUGAAGCAGUGGCCCCAGCAAAUGAGAACUAAGAAAAGAACUACAGAAUUCAGGACUUUACCCAGGGAGUCACAAGAUGGAAAGGUUUCUUCCCAAGACUGAAUUACCAACCAUGCCAAAAGGCUGUUUAUAGUGGUUAAGGGGAGGAGAAUCAAGCUCCUAUUACUAAAAAGUGACUUGGAGAACAUAGGCCAAUGCACUGGAGCUGCACCAUUCUUAAGCGCUUGCCUUGAGCUUCUAGGCUGCCCUGCUCCCAUUACAAUGCAUGGAGAUGACAUCACAAAGCCAUGCAGUGAACAAGCUGCUGCCAAGCCAUGAUUUCAAUCACUGUUAUCAGCAAUACAUAAAAGCUCAAAAGCCUAAUGACAAGGAUGCAAGACUUUUUAAGCUUCUAAAUAUAAAAUUAGCUGCUGGUCAAGAGGAAAUGCUUUGAGGACUCUUUAAUAAAAAAAUUUGAGAGUUAGUUAUCUAAGUUUAGGUUUAGAGCACUCUGUUAAUAUCUUAAACUCAAGACUUGCAAAAUCUGCCAGUUAAGUCCAGUGAUGCUGGACAAGAGCAUCAUCAGGGGCCCCAGGUUCCAUUUGGAAUUGACUGUGUUCUGUAAGUUUGUAUUUGGUGCUCAGGUCUUCACUGUUUCCCAUGCCUAGUAAUGCACCCACUGUUGCAUGCAUAUGUGCACACAAACACAUGCACACACACACACACACACACACACACUACAAUUUAACAUCUAGCCACAAAGACAUGUUUUGAAGUAGAAUGUAGAUCAAUCAAAA
Molecule: messenger RNA, 9072 nt
Organism: Meriones unguiculatus (Mongolian gerbil)
Lineage: Eukaryota; Metazoa; Chordata; Mammalia; Rodentia; Muridae
Gene: Syn3
Product: synapsin III
Exons: 14
Coding region: 1052-2791 (579 amino acids)
Biological process (GO): neurotransmitter secretion
Cellular component (GO): synaptic vesicle; synaptic vesicle membrane
Molecular function (GO): ATP binding
Source: RefSeq, a predicted model, not a curated record